AUGGUCGACGCCGAGAUUCACGUCGAUGUCCCACCUCAGCAGCCGCAGCAGCCACAACAGGCUGAGCAGCCCGGAACAACAUCCCCGACCGCCGCGGCUGCUGUCGAGGAGGCGACGGCAGCUGCUCAGCUCGUGACCACACCGCCACCAGCGACGAACCCGACACCAGCUAAGACAUCGGAUGCUCCCGACGACCAGCAGGAGCAAGCAGGAACCAACAUCGUGCCAGAUGCAUCGGCUUCAGCAGCAGCUCCCGCCGAUGUGGACCAGCCAAAGCCAAACACUGCCCAGCCUCUGAUCGAGGACCCGAAGGAAUCCGAGCAGCGACCUCAGGAAGGCGCCGAGGCCAUUCCGACAGCAUCCUCUCACCCCGCUGCUGCGCAGCCGACAGACAGCGAAGACACUGCGCCUGCAAAGACCUCUGCUGAGAUCGACCCCGACGAUGCGGCAGUAUCGGCGAGGGCCCAGGCCGACACGACCGAACCUGCCGAUGCAGCAGCUACGCCAACUCGAGCUGUCCCAGCUUCUGCUCAGGAUGAGACCAACAACGCUGAUCAGCGAGUCGAAGCGCAGCAGCCGGAAGGUGCGAGCGCGCAACCCUCGGCUGAGGUGAUCGACGCUCCAGGGGGUGACUCCGACGUGGUCACUACUGCGGCCGAUGCCACCCCUGGUCUCACAGCUCCUGAAUCUCCCAAUCACCACUCUUCGCCGCGCACGGAAGCGGAGGUCGAUGCCGGACCAUCGUCGCCGCGGCCUCAUGCUUCCGAUUCUAGCAGGCACACGACACCCGCCACAUCGAUGGGCGAGACCUCGGAUGAGAAAGAGCGUACAGAUGAUCACGCGACGCCGAGACAGAAGCACGCAGAGGUGCCCGCACCCCGGAAAGGCGACGACGGCCUGCCUCUCGCCGCGAGCACUGCGCCCACUGUGCAAGCCGCGCCUCCCUCCCAGCAGCAGCAGUCGGCACAAGGCAACGAUCAGCAGCAGCCGGCUUCGACGACUGCAGUGACACCUCCGCCUACCGCUGACGAUGCCGCCAUCUCGACGCCACCGGCGCAGGAGCAGCAGGAGCAGCCGGAGCAGCCUCCGGCCGCCCCGGCUGAGCCCAUCGAGCCGAUCCUGCCCGCCUACAUUUACCCGAUGGACCCUUCGGUGUCGGCGAUCACCCGGGGCAACCUCUCCCAAGACGGGGUGCCCGUCUUUGAGCCUACCAUGGAGCAGUUCCAGGACUUCUACUCCUUCUGCCAGGCCAUCGACGAGUGGGGCAUGCGCUGUGGCAUCGUCAAAAUCGUGCCGCCCAAGGAGUGGAGGGACGCGCUGCCCUCGCUCAUGCCGUCCGCCGAGGCCAAGGCCGAGGCCGAGGAGCAGGGCGAGGAGAUCGUCGACGUCUCGAGGGUGCGUAUCCGCAACGCUAUCCUGCAGCACUUUUCCCCCGCAGGGUCUGGGGUGUGGCGGCAGACGAAUGUCACCCGGACGGUCAAAGUAUGGAACGCCAAGCAAUGGGCAGACACCUGCAUCUCGCCCGGGCAGAAGGGACCGGAGAUGGACCGGAUGAAGUGGAAGGUCGAGGUCGACGGGGUCACCAACGGCGGCUGGGGGCAUCGAAAGCUCAAGGAGGGCGAGCGCGACCCGCACGCCGCCAUCCUCGAGGAAGAGGGCGUCCGGACGCGCAGCGGCAAGGCGCGGCCCAGUCUGGCCACCUCCAAUGGCGCUUCCGGCGCCGCGGGCUCCACCGAGACCAGGGCCGGCACCAAGCGGAAGCGCGCGCAGGGCAAGAGCCCAGCGGCCGUCGCCGCCGCCAUCGGCGAUCCGUUGAGCAAGGAAGAAGCACGGACCUCGACGCCUGCUCCGAACGGCGAUGCUCGCUCCGUCGCGACCGACGAGGGCAUCCGCACGCCCAAGCGGGAGGAAGGGAUGCGGGAGCGCGACGAUGAGGAGAUGCCCCGGCUGGAAAGCCCCGGCGCGACCCCGAGUCCCAGCAAGAUCAACCUCCGGAAGCGGCCGUCGCGCAACGUUGCCGGCAACACUCCUCAGCAGGCGCUCGCCAGCAGCCUGCAGGCCUCGCCGGACACGUCGUCGGAGCCGUCCGCCUCGCCUACCAAGGCCAAGCGGUCAGCCUGGCCCGAGUCGACGACGGCCGAGGAGUGGGAGAGGUUCGACUACGCAAACUGCUGGAGGCUCGAGGGUCUCUCGGAGGAGCAGAUUGAGCGGCAUCGCAGGAGGGCAGCAGCACGGGCCGGCAAGGACGGCAAAGGCGAAGGCAGCGUCCAGUCUGCAUCCUCGCCGUUCGACGACGAAGGCGACCUGCCGCAGCCGCCCGAGCCGUCAGCGUGGGACGAGGCGACGUGCAGGGAGAUCGAGAGCGAGUACUGGCGCAGCCUCAACUUUGGCAAGCCGCCCAUGUACGGCGCCGACCUCAAGGGCACGCUGUUCGACCACCGAACGGCCCGCUGGAAUGUCGGCAAGCUCGACAACCUCCUCACCCGGCUGCGCCUGCGGCGAAAGCUGCCAGGCGUCACCACGCCCUACCUCUACUGGGGCAUGUGGCGGGCGACCUUUGCCUGGCACGUCGAGGACAUGGACCUGUACUCGAUCAACUACCUGCACUUUGGCGCGCCCAAGCAGUGGUACUCGAUCCGGCAGGCGGAUCGCCAGCGUUUCGAGUCGGCCAUGGCCGCCGCGUUCCCGAGCGACUCGCGGCGCUGCCCCCACUUCAUGCGCCACAAGUCGUACCUCGCCUCGCCCUCGUUCCUCGCCAGCCACGGCAUCCGACCGCUGCGCCUCGUCCACAACGCCGGCGAGUUUGUCAUCACCUAUCCGUACGGCUACCACUCGGGCUUCAACCUGGGCUACAACUGCGCCGAGAGUGUCAACUUUGCGCUCGAUUCGUGGCUCGACAUCGGGCGCAAGGCCAACUACUGCCACUGCGACCAGGCGCAGCAGAGCGUGCGCAUGGACGUCGACGCCAUGCUCGAGGAAAGCAAGGAGCUCGAGGAAGUCGACCGGCGCAAGGAGCUGCGUAGGACGCGCGAAGAGGGCCUCCGGGCAGUCGAGGAAGAGGAGCUCGAGAAGCGGCGGAAGCGCAACGAAAAGGCCCGAGAGGCGCGCAAGCUCAAAAAGGAGAAGGACGCCUUGGCUGCCGCCGCCGCCGCCGCCGCCGCCGAAAUCGACGAGGGUGGCGGAGACAUCAACACUGCGCCAUCGUCCGACGCCUCGCAACCGCCUAGGGCCGCCGAGGAGCUGGCGCUGGCGGCCUCACUCGCCAUGAUGGCCUCGGGAUCGACACCGCAGAAGCCCCCCGCCGCCGCCGCCGGUUCGUCUGGGGAGAAUCCGUGCGUGUUCUGCCCAUCGCAGAUCCGCGACGACCUGGUCCGGAUCCCGGACACUGUCGAGGCGACCGGGCCGAGGGGCAAGCCGUUGGUCGGCAAGUUUGCGCAUCGCCUUUGUGCCAGCUUCAUCCCCGAGACCUGGGUCGGCCGGUCCGACGACGGUAAGCACGACAUCGUGUGCGGCGUCGACGGCAUCGAGAAGGCCCGCUACUCUCUCAAAUGUCAAAUCUGCCCAACACCGGCGCUGCAAAAGAUGGGCGCCAAGAUCCAGUGCACGCGCGGCCGGUGCCCCAAGUCGGUCCACGUCAGCUGUGCGCUGAUCGAGGAGCAUGGCUGGUUCAUCGACGUCUGCACUGCCGAGGUGGCCGAUCGCCUCGAGGCCAAGGAUGGCGUCGCCAAUGGCCCCGGAAAGGCAUCCAAGAAGAAGCGCAAGGGCGCUCCGUCGUCGGAGCCGUCAUCCGAGUCGCAGCCGCACCAGCAAUCGGAGCAUGGCCCCAGGGACGACGAAGAGAGGCUGGUCGUGCUCUGCCGCAGCCACAAUCCGCUGUUCAAGCAGGCCGAAGAGGCGCGCAAGGCCGAGGAGCUGCGCGACAGGAUCCUCGAGCUGCCCAUCCCGUCGGUCAUCAAGAUCAAGUCGUCCGGCGGCGUGUUUGAGGCGACAAUGACCGAGGUCAGGGACCUUCCCGACGGCCAGGGCGAGGUCGUCAUCGACGAUCAGGGCAGGCCACGCAGCGUCAAGUUUGGCCGGAUCUUGUUCGACGAGAAGCCGCCGUCACCGCCUGCGCCGCCCGCAGAGGAGCUCGAGCCCGUCGGUAAAAAGGAAACGGCAGCACCGCCGACGACAGUCGAAGCUGCCAAGACGCCGAGUUCGAAGCCGGCUCGCAAGCGCACCGCCACGGCCAAGGCCGCCGCCGCAGCUGCCGCCGCUGCCGCCGAAGCCAAGAUCGAAACUGAUGGCGAAGCCGCAAAGGUGGAAGAGCUCGCCGCUGCUGAAGGUCGGCCAGUCAAGCGUGCACGAAAGGCGAGCAAGAAGGCCGAGGCUGCCGCGGCCACUAACGCCACGGUGGAUGAGCUCGUGUCCUCGAGCAAGCCCACGCCUGUCCGCAAGCCUCGCGCCUCGACAGGAAAGAAGACGUCGGCCGCUAAAGCUUCGGGACCAGCCGCUGCAGCGAACACCGAAUCGACAAGCCUCGCCGAGCGCACCAACGCCAAAGGCGAGCCUGUGCUAUCGCAAGGCGAGGCCGUCGGCCUGCAGCAGCAGCAACAAGAACAGCAGCAGCAGACCGAUCCUGGCGCGAUUCCUAGCCCCGGGCCGGGCCCAGCCGCUGUUGCGCCAGGAGCGCCGGACUACGCCAGCCGAGGUCCUCGCCAGGCCUAUCACCUCGCGCAUCCCGGCGCUCCCUCUGCCCCCGUCUAUCAGAAUGGCUCGUCGUUCCCGCAAUUCGGUCAGAGGUUCGGUGGUUCCUAUGGCCAGCCGCCUUCGGUACUCUACGAUCCUCGCAGCGGGCAGGGUGCCAUGCCCCCUGCGGCCGACUAUGGAGCUCCCCAUCCAGGCUACCCGGCCCAUCAGCAUCAACCGCACCAGCCACAGCAGCCGCCGCAGCAGCUUUACCACGGCUACCGCCAUCCCGCUGCGCCGGCGCACGACUGGCAGCACUAUGAGCAGAUGCAGCAGCAGCACUACCAACAGCAGCAGCAACCACAGGCGCCGAUGUACGCACAUGCCCGGUAUGCUACGGGCGCGAUGCCGAUGCAGUACCGUCAGAGCCCGCAUCAGACGCCGGUCACACAGUCGUCGCCCCUGCCGCCGCCUCUGACGAGCCGGACGUCUUCACAGAGCGACUCGACGGUCACGCUACCCAGCUCGACAGUCGUCCCUCGGACGGGAAAGCCUGAACAGAUUUACGGCGGCGGCUACGAGCACAGCCCAGAGCAUAUCUACAGCGAGAGCCGCGCCUACGCCGGCAGCGAUCCGCGUGGCAUGCUGCCACAGCAGACCUACGUCCAUAGCCCGGCCACGCACACUGCCAGCCUCCGGUCGGGUGCGCCGCAGUAUGCCGACUCGCCGUCGAUGUACCCGUACCAGCACCACCAGGAGCGACGGAUGUUGCCGAGCUACCGCGAGGCGCUGGUGCAGCUGCCGGCGCUGUCGAGCUUCGCGUCAACGCGCGAUGCCCCGCAGGCCGCUGCCCUUCCGCCGCAGUCGCAGCAGCACCACGCCUCUCAGGACGUCUAUCAGUCCCCCGCCGGGGCUCCUUCGGCUUCCGCCUCGGCCGCCGCUCGCCCUCGAGGCUUGGCUCAGGCCGGCUACGGACCAGUUGCAGUCCCCUCGCGCUCGCAGCCGGUGUCCGGACGCGGCAGUGGCGGCGGCUAUCCCGCCACGGCGUACGAGCCACAGCCUGGGUACUACCCGUCGCUACCCCCGCAGCAGCAUUCGCAGUCGCAGGCGAUGGACGCAUCUCCCUUGUCUCCCGGUGCGGCCAGCUUCUCGCGGGGACAUCCGGCCUAUGCCGCCCGCGUCCCGGACCACUCGCCCACGCACUACGGACACGGCCAUCCCGAGCAGCAGCCGCAGCACCAUCACCAUCAUCAACAGCAGCCGCUCGCGACUUACAUGCCGGCCGCGACCUCGGCGAGCCCGCACCAUCAAGACCUCGCUCACGAGCACGCUGCCCUACACGCUCGUGGAUACUCGAUGCAGAAUGCAGGCGCCGCAACACCGACCUACUCGCAGCACGCUUCGUUGGCCACACCGACCGGGGCUAUGCAGCAGGCAUACCCUACGGCCCAGCACCAGCCAGUCGAGACGUCGUUCAUCCACCGCUGA
Pseudozyma flocculosa PF-1 is the source of this 6156-nucleotide messenger RNA. RefSeq lists its product as uncharacterized. Gene Ontology annotation, biological process: chromatin remodeling. Lineage: Eukaryota; Fungi; Basidiomycota; Ustilaginomycetes; Ustilaginales; Ustilaginaceae. The coding region runs from base 1 to 6156 and encodes 2051 amino acids. Gene Ontology annotation, molecular function: histone H3K36 demethylase activity; histone H3K9 demethylase activity. The transcript is spliced from 2 exons. The record is from RefSeq and is a predicted model, not a curated record. Gene Ontology annotation, cellular component: nucleus.